Neolamprologus brichardi is the source of this 518-nucleotide messenger RNA. The record is from RefSeq and is a predicted model, not a curated record. Lineage: Eukaryota; Metazoa; Chordata; Actinopteri; Cichliformes; Cichlidae.
UAAAGAGGAGGCAGCUGUAGCGAGGGGAGCAAAGCACUCUGAAAGCAUUCUUCAGUCACUGCUUUACCGCCAUCGUUCUCCCAUUCUUACCUCACCUCCAUUUUUCAUCUGCUGGAUUCCCCACCACGCCAAAGCAGACCAGACUGUCUCCAGUUGCUAUGGAUAUUGCCAUCCAGCACCCCUGGUUCAGACGUGCCCUGGGCUCCGUCUACCCUGCCAGACUCUUUGACCAGUUUUUUGGAGAGGGCAUGUUUGAUUACGACCUCUUCCCUUACGCCGCCUCCACCAUCAGCCCCUAUUACAGACAGUCACUCUUCCGCAACGUUUUGGAUUUUUCCAACUCUGGGAUCUCAGAGGUGAGAUCUGACAGGGAUAAGUUCACAGUCUACUUGGACGUCAAGCACUUCUCUCCUGAUGAGCUCAGUGUGAAAGUCACUGACGACUACGUGGAGAUCCAGGGCAAGCAUGGAGAAAGACAGGUAGUCCUCCUCUCUGAUGCACACACCACGAGUGAGUGA